GUCGUGGUGGUGAUCGCCCUGCAAGCAUCCAGGGCUCUGUGUCAAGGCAGCACAGAGUGCCCUAGUUGGCAUGCACCGUUUUAAGGCAGGUCCGGCCCUCCCAGCAUAACCCCGCACCCAUAGCGAGUUCACAUUUGCAGCCUCGACAGCGCUGGGCGCCAGUUGGGUAUGGGGACAGCAUCGGCAGGGCUCUUCCUGGGCUCGGCUGCCUUGAGCACCGUGCAGGACACCCCAGGGAGCGCAUCACUGACCACCAGCGAGCAGCAGAUUGGGCUGAGGCUGCAGCAGGAAGAGGCAGGGGGCCAGGUACUGGUCAUCGAAGACCAGGCAGCAACACCCCUGCACCGCCUGCCACUGGAUGCCGGCAAGGUUUGGCAGGCAGGCAGCAGCGUGCUCAUGGUGCGGGGUCCCAGUGGGCUGGGCGGGCAGGGCGCCUCAGACCCCACCACCUUUGUGCUGCGAGCGUUGGACACCAGCGGUGCGGCGGCGCUUGAAGAGCUGCACAGCCAAGUGGCAGCGGCAGCAGCGCAGCGGCAGCAGGACGCAGCCCAGCCCCCCGCCGACAGCCGCCAUCAGCCUGCCGGCAGCCAGCUGCAGCAGCAGGGAGGCAACGGGGCGGGGGCGGGGGCUGGCAAGCGCAACGACAGUGCCGGGCACAGCCACUUCGAUGUGAAAACAGACAAGGGCAGCGCAGACCUGUACUUCCACUACUACGGCUGCCUGCAGCACCAGCAGAACAUGCUGCAGGACUACAUCCGCACAGGCACCUACUACGCUUCCAUCCUUGAGAAUCCAGCCGACUUCCGGGGCAAGGCGGUGAUGGAUGUGGGCUGCGGCUCCGGCAUCCUGUCCCUGUUUGCGGCGCAGGCGGGGGCGCGGGUGGUGUACGCCGUGGAGGCGUCUGACAUGGCGCACCACGCACGCCAGCUGGCGGCCGCCAACCCGGCCCUCGGCCAGCGCAUCCGCGUGCUGCACGGCAAGGUGGAGGAGGUGGAGGUGCCGGAGCAGGUGGACGUGCUGGUCAGCGAGCCGAUGGGCACCCUGCUGGUGAAUGAGCGCAUGAUUGAGAGCUACCUGUACGCCCGCGACAAGCACCUCAAGCCGGGGGGCAAGAUGUUUCCCCGACUGGGCCGCGUCCACCUGUGCGCCUUCUCGGACGAGGCGCUGUACGGCGAGGUGGCGCAGAAAGCGGCCUUCUUCCAGAGCCCCGACUUCUACGGCGUCGACCUGUCGGCCCUCCACGCCCCCGCCAACGCCGGCUACUUUGGCCAGGUGG
Messenger RNA from Chlorella variabilis, 1276 nucleotides. RefSeq lists its product as hypothetical. Gene Ontology annotation, molecular function: protein-arginine N-methyltransferase activity. The transcript has 6 exons. NCBI's taxonomy places the organism in Eukaryota, Viridiplantae, Chlorophyta, Trebouxiophyceae, Chlorellales, Chlorellaceae. The annotation marks the transcript as partial. Gene Ontology annotation, biological process: peptidyl-arginine methylation. The record is from RefSeq and is a predicted model, not a curated record.